Molecule: messenger RNA, 3754 nt
Organism: Doryrhamphus excisus (bluestripe pipefish)
Lineage: Eukaryota; Metazoa; Chordata; Actinopteri; Syngnathiformes; Syngnathidae
Source: RefSeq, a predicted model, not a curated record
AGGAGAUUCUUUGACAAUGGGGGGUGAUGUCCAAGGAUGAGACCGCAUCCUGUCAAAACAGGAAAUGGAAAGCCCACUUCCGGCCGUUGAAAGUGUUGGCCGUGUUUCCUGUCACGUGGCCUGCUGGAAAUCCGAUCCCUGCGCGGUGCUAUCUAGUCCCGGGCUCGGAGGUGUCGCUCCGCCAGAAGCUGUGUGCCGGCUCGGUGCGUGGACGGGACGGACUUCCCAUAGCAGAGACGAGCAGAGCCGCCUCACUUCCUCACUCAGCCGCUCACCUGGGCGCCCUCCCCGGCUUGCGCCAUGGACCUGUUGACCACCGGCACCUCCGCGCUCCUUGUGGCCGCCUUCGCCCUCUCUUCCGCGGCUCUCAGUCACUUCGAUACGGAGUGUUACACGGCCAACGGAGAGGACUACAGGGGCUUCCAGAACCAGACUAGCCUGCAUGGCGGGAAACCAUGUCUCUUCUGGAACCAGACCUUCCAGCACCCCUACAACACGCUCAAGUACCCCAACGGCGAGGGCGGCCUGGGCAGCCACAACUACUGCAGGAACCCGGACGGGGACGUCCAGCCGUGGUGCUACAUCGCCGACCACGAAGACGGAAUCUACUGGCGAUACUGCGACAUCCCAACUUGCCAGAUGCCGGGUAACUUGGGCUGCUUCCGAGACAGCGGCGACCCCCCCGCCCUUUCUGGCGCCACCGAGACGUCCAACAAGCUCACCAUCCAGAACUGCAUCAGCUUCUGCAGGAAGCAGCGAUAUAAGCUUGCCGGCAUGGAGUCGGGGUACGCCUGUUUCUGCGGCAACAACGUGGACCUGCAGGACCACGGCGAGUCCCCCGGCAUGGAGUGUAACCACGUUUGCUUCGGCGACCACACGCAGCCAUGCGGCGGAGACGGCUGGGUCAUCGUCUUCGACACCCGGGUGGGGUCCUGCGGGGGGAACUACACCUCCCCGUCCGGAGUCAUCUACUCACCUGACUUUCCGGACAAAUAUGGAGCCAGUCGUGUUUGCUACUGGACCGUGCAGGUGCCGGGAUCUUCCGCCAUCCUGUUCAACUUCACCUUCUUCGACAUUUCGGAUCAGACCGACAUGGUGGAGCUACUGGACGGCUACACCAACCAGGUGGUGGCGCGCUUUGACUGGGGAAGCUCCCCGAGGGAGGUGGUCAACAUCACUGGAGACUUUGUCAUCGUUUACUUCUACUCGGAUCGCACCAACCAAGCCCAGGGUUUCGCUCUGCUCUACCAAGCACUGACAACUCACAAAGACGACGACGACGCCAGCGAGACGACGGAGGAUGAAGACGAGGGCUUCCCCAGCACGGCGGAACCCCCCCAAACGCCCCACACCGUCACCAACGGGUCCAACCUCACCUCCAAAGGACGCUCCUCACAGAUCCUCUACGUCAUCACGUCCAGCCCCGGCAAACCGGACCACAAAAUGCCAGUGUGGACCAUCUACGCCCUGGCUGCCCUCCUCGUCCUCACCGUGGUGGCCAUGCUGGCCAAGCUGCUGCUGCACGUCACCCUCAAGUCCCCCGGCGUCCCCGCGGUGAGUGGCUCGGACGGCUGCAGCCAGAACGCAGCGGCGUCGGAGCCUUGGAUCAUCCUGUACCGCCCCUCCACCAUCUCCCUCUUCAAGAAGAAGCUAAAGAACCACCACGGUGACCUCAGCCCCCUGGUGGGCAACUAGCGGCACGGCUGCCUUGUCGGGACCGAACGUGAGCCACGACACCGCCCAGCGGCUGUCACGGAAGCGCCCUCGGAUAACGGAACGCUUAGCUGACUAGCGGCGGGCCCUCGCCGUCCUGCGGAGGGACGGGGGGCGGGGCUGACUCUGCACGGCGGGAAGCCUCCUGGCGGCGACUCCUUCAUUCUCAUUGGGACUCGGCAUCCCUUCUUCUUUGUGUGUGGCGUUCAAGUGCCUUAGGGAUCUCCCGGUCCCUCUUGGACUGCAGUGAAAGGAUCCCAGAUGCGAAUGUUUUUGUAGUCUGAUGAAAUGAGGCGUUCAAGGACCUUCGGUUGAUUUCUCUUACUGAACAUAUUGUUCACUUUAGCUGUGACGGGUUGGGGUUGGGAGGUGGGGGUCCCUGUUGUAUUAUAUGUAAUUCUGCCGUGAUGUGUGGACAAAAGUAUUGGGACACCUGGCAGUGCAGGAUGUGAAGAGGUAGCUGAGGUCCAAUCAUUUGGAGUGCAUGAGAAAGCGGAAGGCUAACACAGCGACAUUUCAAAGCGCAUGCAGAGCCAGAUAAAACACAACACAAAAACAUAAACAUAAGACACAAAAUACAUCUACCAUUUUGAACAUGAUGAUGAAAACGCAGUUUCCCGAUACUUUAGCGCCGCCGUUGUUUUGCGUGUCGACCCGUCAAAAAGCCGAAAGGUUCCUUGCCGUGUCUUUUGCUCAUCAGCUGCCCCCAGAAGGUUCUACGUUUUUGGUCAAACGUCUACUCUUACGCUCCCUGCCUGUCUUCUUGCAUUUCAGGUCCAAACGCACUUAGAAAGAAUCCAAAAUCAAGUACUUCCAACGACCCGAGCACUUGAACGCAGUAGCAAAGUCAUUCCUGUGUCCUUCUCCCAAACGUUGAUUAGCGGCACGGUUUUACAGCCAUGCAGCAAGUUUAGACUCCACUAGACGUGUUCAGGCUCCUCUCACACAGUCGGACAUUUCCCUUCUGUCUCGCUCUUAUCUCCAAACCACACACAGUCCACCUUUGGGGGCGGGGCCAGAGGCGGGGCUUCUGUGUGCAAUUGUCCACCUUGGAAUGUUGUAUCAAAGCGGUAACACGCAUGCGCAGGUGUGAAUUCCACAUGCGUACUUUGUUCUGUGUACAACAGAACUAUCGAUAUCUAUACAAACAUCAUUUAACAAGAAAACGACUAUUAAUAAUAACAACAGCAACAAACAGUCAUUUCACAAGAAUUAAGUCAAAAUAUUAAAACAAGAAAAAGUUGUAUUUUUGCAAGAGUAAAUAAUAUUAGAAAUAAUAUUGUGGGGAAAAGUAAAAUUGAAAUUAAAUUCAUUCAUUCAAAAUAACGAAUGAAGUUGGAAUUUUUUGAAAAUUAGGUUGGGGGUGAUAAUAUUAUGGGAAUUAAGUGUGAAUAUUACGAGAAGAAAAUGUACUAAGAUUGUUGAAUAAUUAACUCAAAAUAUUCUGAAAAUGAAAAAUACAAUAACAGCAAAAAUUUAAAAAUCUGCUGUCAUUUUUAUGAGAAUAAAGUUCAAGUAGGAGAAUUAAUGUGUAAUAUGAGGAAAAAUAUCAUUUUUGUAGCAUAAAAUUUGAAUCUUCCAGAAAUUUUUGAAGGAAAACAAAAUUUAUGGAAAAACAAAAUAAAGUAAUUCUAGUAAGCUUAGGUUUUGACAAAUAAUUGCAAGAUUUUGCAGCCUCAGCGUUUGUGACUUGCUGCCUGCCACUUUCUGCGCUUGAGUCAACAACGGCACGGCCGGUGGAACCGUGGAGCCGAGUUACCCGGGAUGUGAAAAAGGGACAAAAGAGGACUAAAAAUGCCAAUGAGCAAAUGAAGCAGUCCAGGCUGUGGUUGGUUUUGGAGCCUCGUUAUGCAAACAUCCCGGCACGCCGUGAGAUGAGCAGCAGUGGGAGGCGACGUGGACAAGCCCCGUCACUUUUGGCUUCUGUGGUCAUGAAACGUGUGUACAUAGCAGAAAUAAUGAGAUUUAUAAUUUAUACACUAAAUUAUUCUUCUUUUCUAUGUGAGUCUUUUUGUACAAUUCCAGUACCUGCUUGGUUUUA